Messenger RNA from Rhagoletis zephyria (snowberry fruit fly), 917 nucleotides. RefSeq names its product fringe glycosyltransferase-like. Gene Ontology annotation, molecular function: glycosyltransferase activity. The record is from RefSeq and is a predicted model, not a curated record. Gene Ontology annotation, cellular component: membrane. NCBI's taxonomy places the organism in Eukaryota, Metazoa, Arthropoda, Insecta, Diptera, Tephritidae.
UUAUUGACGAUGUUUCACAGCAAACCAAUGACUUAAUAGCUGCUUGGCUAUCGGAGUAUAAAGUAACUGAAGGCCAAUCAACCAAUCAAAAAAGAUGGUUUUGCCACUUCGACGAUGACAACUAUGUCAAUGUGCCACGUCUGGUCAAGCUAUUGGACGAGUAUAGCCCGUCAGUGGAUUGGUACUUGGGCAAGCCAAGCAUUUUUUCACCGCUAGAAAUACAUCUUGAAAGUUAUCCUACAACGUCACAGAAAAAUAGAACCCCCAGCGAAAAGAUAUCCUUCUGGUUUGCCACUGGCGGUGCUGGUUUUUGUUUGAGUCGCGCGCUUACCAUGAAAAUGUUGCCAAUUGCCGGUGGUGGGAAAUUCAUUAGUAUUGGCCGCAAAAUACGUUUCCCAGAUGAUGUUACCAUGGGCUUUAUAAUUGAACACUUGCUCAAGGUGCCACUGCGCAUUGUUGAGAACUUCCAUUCGCAUUUGGAGCCCAUGGAACACAUACGUCCAGACACUUUCCCGGAUCAAGUGUCCUUCAGUUAUGCGCAUAUGCGAAAUCAAUGGAAUGUCAUUAAAGUGGAUGGCUUCGAUUUGGCAAAGGAUCCGAAGCGUUUCUACUCGCUGCACUGCAAACUGUUUCCUUAUUUUAGCUUUUGUCCACCAAGAUGAUAAAUUCGCUGUAUGUUUUUAUUAAACAAAAAAAAAAAUAAAAAAUUUGUGUGCGAGCGCAUUUUCUGUUAAAUAUUAAUAUAACUAUUAUUUAAAUUUAUAAAGUAAAAAAGUCUCCAGCAUGAUUGAGCUGGCAUAAAAGUUUUGUAACUAAAACUCAAAGCUGUGAUGUAGUUUAAGAUGUAAAAAAAGUUUAUAAUUGUAGAAAAGAGAAAAUGAAAAAAUAAAUAAAUCGUGUGCAAAAUUAAAAAAAUU